UUCAUAUGACAGAUCUCACUUGAAAAUCCUCUGAUAAGUUCUUCGAAUGGAAAUAAAUUUAUGUACCUUUUUUGGACAAUUUUAUAUAUUAUUUACAAUGAUGACAUAAGGCGCAGGAAUAUAAAUAUUUUCUGGAUUAAGUUUGAGAAAGUUCCCUGAUACACAUAGUAUAAAUGUGUCACAAUCCAAAGUUAGGAACUAGGCAUGUCCAAGUGUUAUUUUUAUUUUUAGCACUAGCAAUAUGUUUUUCAAUGAGAGUCAACAUGAGUAUGGCUAUUGUUGCUAUGACAGAAGACGAUAUCGAUGGAUCCUUUGAUUGGAGCAUGCAAACUCAGAGCUAUGUGUUAACCUCUUUCCUCUGGGGAUACAUUGUGCUCCAGAUUCCCAGCGGCGCGCUGGAAGCUAGAUAUGGUGCCAAAGUGCUCCUAAUGCUAUGUAUGCUUGUUAACUCUGGAAUCUCACUAACGAUACCCUCUGUUGCACGUAAGGCGCGGUGGACAGGGCUUUGUUUCUGUCGUGUGGUACAAGGUCUGGCUCAAGGAUGCUUAUUUCCCUCGACACACAGUCUCGUCAGCCGGUGGAUCCCUAUCAAUGAAAUGGGGAUGCUAGGCUCUGUGGUAUAUGGUGGGACAUUUCUGGGCACGAGCAUGCAGUUGUUGGUAUCUGGCUUUAUUAUACAACAUUUUGGUUGGCCCACUAUAUUUUACGUCAACGGCACCUGUGGGACUGUUUGGUUUGUAUUUUAUAUGUACUAUGGAUCCGACAGUCCUCAGAAAUCUAAUCUUAUAAGUACUGAAGAAAAGCAAUACAUUCAAGCGUCAAUGCAAAUAUUUGAGGAAUCAAAGCUGAAGAAUACUCCUUGGAAGAUGAUAUUGACGUGUUGUCCUUUCUAUGCGCUGCUGACGUCACAUUGUGGACAUAACUGGGGGUUCUGGACGCUCAUCACAGAGCUACCGACGUACAUGAAUGAUGUAUUGGGCGUACACAUUACACAGAAUGGUCUUUUACUAGCGAUCCCCUACAUGACUCUUUAUCUCUUGAGUUUUCCAUUCGGAUUCAUGACGGACCUUGCAAUGAAGCACAACUGGUGCAGCAUCAGUGCUUGUAGGAAAAUAUGCAAUUCUAUUGGUGAGUUUGGUCCUGCAGUAAUGCUUAUAGUAUUAUGUCAGGUGCCUGCAGGUCACGUCACCCUAACUGUAGCCAUGCUGUCCGGCGUGGUUGGCCUCAGCGCUGGACAUCUCACCGGUAUAUGGCUGACACACAUCGAUAUGACGCCUAAUUUCGCCGGCAGUGUGAUGGGCAUCACCAACUUCUUCGCCAACAUCACGGGCAUAAUCGCACCCCUAGUAGCAGGGGCUGUUAUCGCAGAUGAGGACGAUCCGAGACAGUGGCACACUGUGUUCUACAUAUCAUCAGGCAUAUACUUCGUGACGAACUUGGUGUACAUCAUAUUCGGCAGCAGCGAGGUGCAGCCCUGGAACGACCCUGACUACACGGCCACACCGACAGGCCCACAGAGACAAAUGCCGAGUGUAACGGAAUUAAAUUCAAUAAGUCGCGUUCGUCGGAUGUCUGCCGUCAGUAUUUAAUAGUGUAUUUUUUUAAUACAAAUGAAAACUUACGAGAACUU
Molecule: messenger RNA, 1630 nt
Organism: Spodoptera frugiperda (fall armyworm)
Lineage: Eukaryota; Metazoa; Arthropoda; Insecta; Lepidoptera; Noctuidae
Product: putative inorganic phosphate cotransporter
Exons: 11
Coding region: 174-1589 (471 amino acids)
Biological process (GO): transmembrane transport; monoatomic anion transport
Cellular component (GO): plasma membrane
Molecular function (GO): transmembrane transporter activity
Source: RefSeq, a predicted model, not a curated record